Messenger RNA from Octopus sinensis (East Asian common octopus), 760 nucleotides. Its product is annotated as ras guanine nucleotide exchange factor P-like. Bases 53 to 760 code for a protein of 235 amino acids. The record is from RefSeq and is a predicted model, not a curated record. NCBI's taxonomy places the organism in Eukaryota, Metazoa, Mollusca, Cephalopoda, Octopoda, Octopodidae. The transcript is spliced from 2 exons.
UUCAUUUAUUUCUCUAUUUGUCUCUUUCACUUUCUCUCUCUCAGCCACCGACAUGCCAUCAUCUUCACCCGUCGUCGUGUCACCCCAUCGCCGAAGACGAUCUUUCCUCAUCGGUUCUUCCUCGUCAUCAUCACCAAAACCAUGGUCACGCUGGCAUCGACGGCGCCACUGCCUCGGUUAUGUUAUGGCCACACUACUCUUGCUCUCUUCUGCCGACGUGGGGCGAUGUCGUGCUGACAAAUUUACCAACAAUGCCAACAGUGACAACACCAAUAGCAACAACAACAAUAACAACCACAACAAUGCAAAUCAUCAUUCGAAGAAUGAGCACAACAAAUUGCAAGCGCUUUUGAAACUGAACUACAAGGAUUCGGACAGCGGGCGAGACCGUACGGAAACCACCCGCGGGAUGUUCUUGGCAGGUAGCGCCGUUAAGAGUGUGUCAGGUUUACUUAUACAUGUUCGAUCAGGCAAUAAUUCCUUUGGAUGUACCACUAUUGAUAACCCGCCGCCCCCGAGCGUAAAGCAGUGGAUUGCUAUACUCAUGAAAGGUGGCUGUGAUUUCAUCGACAAAAUCCGGGUAGCGGCUGCUUUCAAUGCCUCGGCUGCGGUCAUCUAUGACGAGAAAAACGGGCUACAACCUGUCUUUGCUAACAGACACGAUGCAGACGGUAAGUUGUUGUUGUUUAGCCCACGGUCAGUCCUUAUCGAAUUGACCUUACUACCAAAGAUAUUUCAACUUUGUUUUUUUCAAACAUAA